This is a messenger RNA of Apus apus (common swift), 1373 nucleotides long. RefSeq names its product peptidase inhibitor 15 (gene PI15). The record is from RefSeq and is a predicted model, not a curated record. NCBI's taxonomy places the organism in Eukaryota, Metazoa, Chordata, Aves, Apodiformes, Apodidae. Gene Ontology annotation, cellular component: extracellular region. The coding region runs from base 301 to 1077 and encodes 258 amino acids. The transcript has 6 exons.
AGAGCCCUUUAGAGAAACUGCCUGUUCUGGCUCAAACAGCCUGUAACAUAUAAAAGCUGUUAGCAGCUCCUGUGGCCAGAAGCUUCAAAACCAGCAGACUUCUGUUCUUUGGGGGUUUGUAAUAAGAGACACUCCUUUCACAAAGGUUCAUAUCAUCAUAUAGGAGAGUGCUAUAUAUACUGGGAGAACAGUAGACUGUAUUCUUUUUUUUUUCUCUUGGUAUUACCAGAGAUCUGUUUUCUGCUGCCCUGACUUAAAGGACAGUACGUCUGUGGCCUAUCUUUCUUCUUUGGCCCCAAAAUGACAGUAAUCACUGCAAUCAGUUGUGCUUUCUUAUUUUCCAUUCUCUGUGAAACAAGUGCAUUAGUGUUACCCAACUCCACUGACCUACUCCUGUCAGACAAUAAUUUCACUGACAUUGAGACAGCUUUGGCAGCUCAUCUGGACUCUGCAAAAAUUCCCAAAGCCAGGCGGAAGCGCUACAUUUCACAGAAUGACAUGAUUGCCAUUCUUGAUUAUCAUAAUCAAGUCAGAGGCAAAGUCUUCCCACCUGCUUCCAACAUGGAAUAUAUGGUUUGGGAUGAAACUCUUGCCAAAUCUGCAGAGGCUUGGGCUGCUACAUGCAUUUGGGACCAUGGGCCUUCCUACUUACUGAGAUUCUUGGGCCAGAACCUGUCCGUAAGAACUGGAAGGUAUCGAUCUAUUCUCCAGCUGGUAAAACCAUGGUAUGAUGAAGUGAAGGAUUAUGCUUUCCCUUACCCUCAGGAUUGCAACCCCAGGUGCCCCAUGCGAUGUUAUGGACCCAUGUGCACCCAUUACACACAGAUGGUUUGGGCCACUUCCAAUCGUAUAGGCUGCGCCAUCCACACAUGCCACAACAUGAACGUCUGGGGAUCUGUAUGGCGACGAGCUGUUUACUUGGUAUGCAACUAUGCCCCAAAGGGGAACUGGAUUGGAGAAGCACCAUAUAAAGUAGGAGUCCCGUGUUCUGCUUGCCCUCCAAGCUAUGGAGGUUCUUGUACUGACAAUCUUUGUUUCCCAGGAGUAACGUCAAACUACUUAUACUGGUUUAAAUAAGUUAAGGUUUACAUUUUUUUUUUUUUAAAGGAUGAGUAACAAGAAGCUUGUAUAUUGAAUUUUGCACAUAUUAUAUAUAGAGAGAUAUUGUAAUAAUACUCUGAUGUUUUCUUUUUGUAUGCUUUUGUAUAAUUAGCUUUCAAAGUAUAGCAUAAUUUGGUUUUAACACUUUGGGAUUUAAGACUCAUGUAAACUCUUUUAGAUUAACAUUUUGUUAACGGAGAGCAAACUAAUUUUCACUUCAGCAAGUUUAGCUUCCUGAAGAUUAGCUUCCAUUAAAAGCACAUUAAAGGGUA